Messenger RNA from Colletotrichum orchidophilum, 1158 nucleotides. RefSeq lists its product as uncharacterized. The record is from RefSeq and is a predicted model, not a curated record. Lineage: Eukaryota; Fungi; Ascomycota; Sordariomycetes; Glomerellales; Glomerellaceae. The transcript has a single exon. Bases 1 to 1158 code for a protein of 385 amino acids.
AUGUCCCCCAACGCGCCCGAAAAGUCGACGACCCCAGCCGAGGUAGCAUUUGCCAAUGACGCCGAGUCAUUCGUUCCGAAACCCUUGAUCAACGAUCUCCUGCGCACCCGCUACUGCAUUCCCGGUUCCAUCUUCCUCGUCGAAGAUGUCGAGUCGCUCCCUGUGCCACGGUCGAAACGAUGGAGGACCAUGCGGCUGAUGCUGGGGGAUGGCGAGCUCUGUAUACAGGCUCUCCUCCGUGGAGAGAUGCAUCGCUUCCUGGACACUGGAGGCAUCCGGGUCGGCUGCUACGUCCGCUUGGGAGAGUUUGCAAUUCGUCUCCAGGACCUUGUUGGUGACGGCGAUCGCUCGGGAGGGACUCGACAGAUGGUUUGUCUGAUUGUCCGUGACCUAGUUACUGUUGGAUGGCACAGAGCCCUGACAGAACCCGACGCGAUACCUCAAGCUCCGCCAGAACAGGAGACCGAAGACGAUAUUGUCUCCGACAGCGACGUGGAACCCGUCGCGAGUCCCACAAAAGCACGAGAGCCACGCCCGAUUCCGAUACCGACAUCGACUCAAAGGCCAAGAAUGGGACGCGCCCGUUCGACCGGGGCAACCGCAGAGAUUGACGAUGAAGACGAAGAGGGCUUCGAGGUCAUGAAAGUGUCGGAGACAAAGGCAACUCAACGCAGGGUGCAAGCGAAGAACAAGGGAGGGCUUGUGGCCCUGCCACGCGACUGGACAGAUCCAAAUAUGCCGCUGAAGCUUACUUCUUUGCGGUCCAUCCCAAACUUGCCCUACAAGCAAAACUGGUCUGUCAACGUUCUCGCCGUCGUCGCAUCUCUAUCCGAAGUCGAGCCGUCCCAUAUGCCACCGCACCACACACAAAGAACUGCCCGGCUCGUCGACCCGAGCACCAGCAAACAAGUCAUCUUAACCGUCUUUCUCGAUGCCGAGGCCUUCACCCCCAAGGUAGGGAGUGUUGUACUCCUCGUCGGAGUCAAGAAUCACCGAUUUGAUGGUGGUUGCCUCAAGAAAUAUGUCAGCGACAAGCCAAAUCCCGGCAAUCGGUGGUGGUUCGAGGAACCGCAGCAGUUUGACUGGUGCGACGUUGACGCCCUGAAGCAAUGGUGGGAGCAGUCGGGUCUACAAGGAAUGGCACUCGACGGCGCAUGA